Molecule: messenger RNA, 1960 nt
Organism: Xiphophorus hellerii (green swordtail)
Lineage: Eukaryota; Metazoa; Chordata; Actinopteri; Cyprinodontiformes; Poeciliidae
Gene: grem1a
Product: gremlin 1a, DAN family BMP antagonist
Exons: 2
Coding region: 147-665 (172 amino acids)
Biological process (GO): animal organ morphogenesis
Molecular function (GO): BMP binding; receptor ligand activity
Source: RefSeq, a predicted model, not a curated record
GAAAGAUAAAGUGAGGAUCGGGGCGGGAGGUGUGUUCUUCUGCUGAAACUUAAAGCUGCUUUAGAGAAGCCAGGACUAGCAGAGGGAGAACAUCUUGUGGACAGAACAACAUUUUUAGGGGGAUUUAACACACAGCAGCUUCAGCGAUGCAUUCCCAUUCGGGGCUGAUCUUUAAAGCAGUCCUGGCUCUUCUACUCCCGCGGCCGAGUAGCGCCGAGUCCGACCCAUUUCAAGCCGUCAACCCGAACGAAUCGGUCGGGUGCCUCCAGCCUCCUCUCUCCGCGCUUCUCUCCCGCGGCGCCGCGUCCGCAGCCGCGACAGAUGAGAUCCUGGAGUCCAGCCAGGAAGCGCUGCUCGUCACGGAGCGCCGCUACCUGCGGACGGACUGGUGCAAGACGCAGAUGCUGAAGCAGACCAUCCAGGAGGAGGGCUGCCUGAGCCGCACCAUCACCAACCGCUUCUGCUACGGACAGUGCAACUCUUUUUACAUCCCGCGGCACACUUACCAGGACGGCGGCGUGUUCCAGGCCUGCUCCGCCUGCAGACCGAAAACGUUGAGCACCAUCACCCUCACGCUGUUUUGUCCGGGUCAGACGCCCAGCACGCGGAGGAAGCGGGUCCAGCGCGUGAAGCAGUGCCGCUGCGUAAAUAUUAACACGGACUGAACCGCAGCCGGAUGACCGGACCGUUAAUAAUCAAGAAAACGGCGCCAGGGUACCAGAAUGAGGACACCUUUGAUGAAACUUGACUGAACUGCUGCAGAGUCCAAAGCCGGCCCAAGGCAAAUGCGAGUUAUGCGGCUUCUUGGGGCCCCAACACCACCAGGGGCCCCCAAGAGUAUCAUUUUAUUUUAUUUUGCAGUGAUGAAUUGCCCAUUUUACACUGUCUACACCAAAUUUUAACAAAAGACAUUAUACAUGCUAACUUGUUUACUGUAAAUAAAAUUUUACUUUCAAAUAGUUAAAUUAACAUGCCACACCUACAGUAAAUACCACUCUCCAUUUCAAAAUGCUAAUUAAUUAGAGCAUCUUUGCUUUUUUGCUACGCCUGUAAGAUUAAAAUCAAGAGUCCUAAUAACACCGGUAUGAUGCACUCUACAAAAAACACCAGGUUUACCAAGUAUAUUUGGUCUAGCUUCUAGUGUAAAUGACUUCUAGCGUAAAUAAAAAGAGUGUAAUAAAAGUAAAUCUUCAGCAAGAUACAGGAGUUUGUUUAAAGUCAAUAAUUCCUUAAUUCCGAUUAAUAUUCUUAAGUACAAACAAGCUGCCAUAUCUUGCUAAAAAGUUGUUUGUAAACUAAUUUUAUCUUAUUUCAGGUGUGCUAAUAUCUUUCUCUAGAAACUAGACUAAAAAUACUUGGUAAUGUUUUGUGUUUUUGCAGUAUGAGUAAUAAUAGUAGUUAUUGUGCACACACAGUGUAGCCUAGCAAUGAUGACGUAUUUGGCAACAUUUUGAUUUUCAUCUGUUCUGGAAGAUUGUUCAGAAAUCUGAACCUCCCCAAAAACCGUGAAGAAACUUUACUUAACAAACAGGGCUGUGGCUUCCUGUCUUCCUUCCACUCAACUUUCUACUAAUAAAUUUGCAUCCAGCACUAAAAUAAGCUAGCUUCUUUAGCACUGACUUUUUGUGGCUUAUUUUCUUCUGUCUACUGAACAAGUCAGCAGUUUUAUCCAUUAUUGUGCAGGUCGUAACAUUUCUGUAUGAAAAUGUAAUUUUGUUGAUUUCUAAGACAUUUAAUUUUGGAUUCAUUACUUCUAUAUGGUUAUCAUCAGUACUAAAUAGAUUUAAAUGCUUGAAAUUGAUCAUUCACUAUGUAUAAGUUUCACUUUCAGUUUAAUUACUAAAAAAUAGUUUAAAAUGAUAUUCUAAUUUAUUGAGCUGUUUUUAUGCUCCUUUUCUUUUUUCCUUGAUGCUACUCGAUUUUUGUAUUCGGCUACUUAAAUAAAUAAAAUACACCAUGA